Messenger RNA from Rhineura floridana, 2000 nucleotides. It is a transcript of the gene C6H1orf87, whose product is annotated as chromosome 6 C1orf87 homolog. The record is from RefSeq and is a predicted model, not a curated record. NCBI's taxonomy places the organism in Eukaryota, Metazoa, Chordata, Lepidosauria, Squamata, Rhineuridae. The transcript is spliced from 14 exons. Bases 381 to 1841 code for a protein of 486 amino acids.
UUGUGACCCCUCAUGUGUAACGCUGUUACUAGCCUCUAGACCUUCAGACUGGACCCCUGGCUUUCUGAACUCUGCUUCCCUACCUGGACGAUGCUCUUGGACACUGCUACUGUCUGCUAGUCCUGCUAAAACAUUGUAGUUACCACCACUCAGAGUGACAAGCUCUGCCCAGCCUAGCCCAGCCCAGCAACAGCCCUGCGUCCUUAGAAACAGCAGAUUUCUCCUCGGAGUGGAUGUGAAAAGCAGACCACUCAUUCCGGUGGCAGUGGUUGCUACUACAGCUGGAUGCUUUUUACCUUUAGAAAAAGGCAAAGUUACACAGAGAAUACAACAGAGUUACAGAGAAGUGCCCUGCUAUUCAAAGUGUGCUGGUACUGGUGAUGGCUUCCGUCAGAAACAUCCCUUAUGGGUUCAAUGCGAAUUAUGAAACUGUAAUAAAAAUCAUUGGGAGCAAAUAUGUCCGAUGCCUUGUGGAAAAACCUGAUGGCAAAGUGAAGGAGGGUGUAAACGGUGAGACACAAUCCAUGCUCAGAACAUUAGCCCCACACAAUACAAGACAGACACAUGGAAACCCUCCAGGCCUCAAUAGGCUUCCUUGUCAACAAAUCAGUUAUGGUCUCAAUGAUGAACAACAGAACAAAGGUGGGGGAAAAGAACAAGCAUCUAAACAAGGAGAGCCAAAUGAUAACAGAUCUGUGGACAGCAAAGGUUUAAAACCACUGAAUACGCAUUGUGUCACUGCUCCCUCUGGAGAUAAGUCUUUGUCCUACAUUCAUACACUCCAAAAACCAUCUAUUGAAGUGCAGAUCUUAAGGCAUCUUGAAAGGCUGCAGGAUGUGGUGCAAGAAUCAACCUGUGAGGAGAAUGAUUCCCUUCUGGGUGUCCUCAGAAAAGAAACUGAGCUGUGUCCUUUGAGUCUGACUACAUUAGAAAAACUGCAGGAAGAAUGUAAGGUUUUGGAUCACAGAGUUUCUGGACUUCUGUCUCGGGCACAACUAAGUCACCUGCUUUUAAAGCACGAAGUCCCUCUGCAAUUACCAACAGUCAAACUCCUUUUCAAGAGGUUUUCAGAGGCAAAUGACCACGAACUGAUAAAUUAUGAAAAAUUGAUCCAGUUUUUAACACUAAUGGCAGCAAAUAAGAUACAGCAAGCACGAGCCCUUCCAGAGAAGAGUCAAAAUAUUAAGGAUCACAGUAAAAGUUCUUGGACCCCAGAAGAGGCAUUCCAGGCCUUGAAGCAAAUACUGAAAGAACAUAAAGGAGAGCUGAGCCUGAAUUUUCUGCAAGACAAGACUUGCUCAGAUCUUCUUUCACUCCCUGAGACAGAGAUCAUUUGCAAAAAGCAUGGACUAACUCUGCCUGCUGGGAUGUUGGAAGCUUUGGUUAGCACCUGUGUGUUUGGUAGAAGAGGCAGAAUACGAUGGAAAAUGUUUGUGGAGUUUCUGAAGAAAGUCCAGGCUGGGGUUGAUCCUGCUUUGCUUGUUUGUAGAAGAGGAAACAAGGAGAAAAGUGAAGAUGAUUCUCAGGACAAACAGUUCCCCAAAGGUCAUGCCUCCAAGACUUGGGAGCAAAUGAAGGAUGACACAUCUGACUCCAGUGACACUGAGGAACAAGACGCCUGGAUAGACCGGUUCGGAAAACUGGAGAGAGCCCUUUAUUUGUCUGAUGUCAAAAACACAGGCAAGUUGGAAAAAGAAAAAGCCAAGCGCUUGAUCCAUAACUACAAUCAAAUUUGUGAUCUGUGCCUUAGUCCACUGAAAAUUGAUAAAGCUUUCCGACCUUUCCGUCCUGGACAAGAAAUACCAUUGGAACCUCUGCUAGAUUACUUAAAGGAGCUGUAACCUGUGUUAUUAAUACAGUGCUCAUGAGUGUAUUUACCCCGUAUCAUGUUUCUCCGCCCACUGAUAUUUUUACUGAUUCAGUAUCUGCAAAGUUUCUACUUCUCAUUAAUUUUUCAUUUGCAAAUGAGAUGAAACAAAGGCACAUACCCCAUAUUCCAC